GAAUGAAUGAAUGAAUGAAUGAAUGAAUGAAUGUAUGAUUGAAUGAAAACUUUAUUGAAUGUAACUGAACUAAAUUAAACUAAAGACAGACACAAAAUGUCGGAGUAACUCAGCGUGACUCUCAGUUACUCCAGAAUGUUGUGCCUAUCUUCGGACUUCUUCUCCUUCUUGUGUAUGGCGAGCACAGCCUAAAGUUGUAGGACAACUUGUUCUAUUUGAUCUUAUUGAGUGGGCAUUGUUUGCAUUCGUCGAAACAGGGCGAACCGCGUGAAGGUUGCAAUCUUUCCGCCAUCUAUCUUCGGUGUAAACCAGCAUCUGCAGUUCCUUCCGCAGCUAAACCCAGCUAAACUCCUCCAGUUUAAAUACCAGUUGGAAUAUUUUGGAGGACCAAGUAACUAAGUAACCCAGAACUAACUAAACAACCCUGGGAUGAGGUGUGAAGUUGGAACAAUGGCAGCUGCCGUACGCUCCAACAUAGAUGGAGGGACUAUAGUUGUUGGGUCCGUCAGCGUUGCUCCUGGGUUUUCUCAUCGCUGCUCGCUGGUGUUUAAGAGCUGGCAGCCGUCCCGAGGGCAGUAAUGAGCAUGUGGGUCUUUCUGGAAUUACUGGUGGUUGAGAGAGACCACAGCGCUUCCUCAUCCCCGGUUUGGGCCGGCCACAGUCACCACAAGGCCAGGCCGGCCUCAAUGGGCAUCUGUGACCAGGCAGAGUAUAAAAGGACGGGGACCUGCCCCGUACCAUCAGACUUCACAGCACUGUCCAGCCCUCGUUAACCAAGGAUUCAGAGAGAGGGAGAAAGAGAGAGACGGACAGACAGAGAGAGAUAGAUAGAUAGAGAGAGAAAGAAAGAAAGACAGACAGACAGAAGAACAUGAAGGUGCUGCUCUUCCUCGCACUCUUGGGUCUACUGACCGUGGGCCGCUGUAGACACAUCAGGCACGCCCUGGCUCGGCGCAGUGCGGGCAGCGACAGCGAUAGCGGCGAGUGGAACGGGCGCGGCAGCGAUAGCGGCGACAGCGGCGACAGCCACGGGCGCGGCUACGGCGACAGAUACGGCAACGGCAACGGCAACGGCCAGGAUAACGGCUACGGAGACGGAUACGGAGACGGAUACGGUGAUACCAGCAGCGAUAGCGGUGACUCCAACAGCGACGAGAGUGACGAGAGUCACAGCCACGAGCCUAGUGGGAACGGACGCGGCGUCGUAGACCACAACGGGAAUGGGAACGGGAACGGGAACGCCAUUGUGACCGGCCACGGGAACGGAGGCUGGGACGGCAACGGGAACGGGAUCGACAAUGGGAAUGGGAACGGGAACGGAGACGGGAACGGCAACGGCCACGGCCACGGCCACGGCCACGGGCAGGACAAUGGGAAGAGACAGGACAACGGAGACGGGAAUGGCCAUGGAAACGGGAUCGACAAUGGAGCCGGCGACGGAGACGGGAAUGGCGAUGGGAAUGGAGGUACGUGAUUUUGAACCCUUUGCUCCAGUCUUUAUAAGUUCAUAAGCUCUAGGAGCAGAAUUAGACCAUUCGGCCCAUCAAUUUAAUUCUGCCAUUCUGCCAUGGCUGAUCUAUCUCUCCCUCUCAACCCCAUUCUCCUGCCUUCUCCCCAUAACCACUGACACCCGUACUGAUCAAGAAUCUAUCUAUCUCUGCCUUAAAAAAUAUCCAUUGACUCUGUUGCAAUGAAUUCCACAGAUCCACAGCCCUCUGAAUAAAGAAAUUCCUCCUCAUCUCCUUCCUAAAGAAACGUCCUUUAAUUCUGGGGCAGUGACCUCUGGUCCUAGACUCUCCCACUAGUGGUAAUAUGCUCUUCACAUCCACUCUAUCCAGGCCUUUCACUAUUCGGUAAGUUUCAAUGUACCCCCCCCAUCCUUCUAAACUCCAGCGAGUACAGGCCCAGUGCUGUCAAACGCUCAUCAUAUGCUAACCCACUCAUUCCUGGGAUCAUUCUCGUAACCCUCCUCUGAACCCUCUCCAGAGCCAGCACAACGUUCCUCAGAUACUGGGCCCAAAACAGCUCACAAUAUUCCAAAUGCGGUCUGACCAGCACUUUAUAGAGUCUGAGGAAGGGUUUUGGCCUGAAACGUUGCCUAUUUCCUUCGCUCCAUAGAUGCUGCUGCACCCGCUGAGUUUCUCCAGCACUUUUGCGGGGAUCGCUGGCCGGCGUGGACUCUAUACUGAACUUAUUCCAU
Leucoraja erinaceus (little skate) is the source of this 2200-nucleotide messenger RNA. RefSeq lists its product as uncharacterized. Lineage: Eukaryota; Metazoa; Chordata; Chondrichthyes; Rajiformes; Rajidae. The transcript is spliced from 3 exons. Bases 872 to 1474 code for a protein of 200 amino acids. The record is from RefSeq and is a predicted model, not a curated record.